AUGUUGGUACCACCUGAUAACUAUGGUCUGGUUGAGGAUGGACUCUAUAGAUGUAGCAAGCUAGAUGCCCUUAAUUGUGCAUUUUUGGAAACUUUGAGACUGCAAUCAAUCAUUUUGUUAGAUCCUGAGAAACCCCACAAAAAGCUCAGACAAUGGGCAGAGGAACAGGGAAUAGUUUUGCAUCACCUUGGUGGGAUAGGAAACAGCAAUAGUAUGAAUCCUGUUCAAGAUUUUAGUAUAAAAAAACAAGACUGGAUGCUUUUAAAGCCAACAAUGGUCAUUCGCAUAUUUGAACUGAUAUUAGACCAAAGAAAUUACAAUAUAUUAAUCGUUGACAAGACUGAAACUGUUGUUGGUAUACUUCGACGAAUUCAAAAAUGGAGUUUUUCUAGUAUUAUUGAAGAGUAUAGAUUGAAUGCUGGUGGUAAAUAUAAUUAUUUUGCCGAGAACUUUUUGGAACUAAUCACUGUUGAGCUGAAGUCGUAUAGGGAGGAGGUCCCAACUCAAGAAGAUCCCGAAGCUGAAACAGCUGAUGACAAACAAACCAAGGCUUCUCCUUCAGCUACUCCUGAGGCCGAAUCCGAAGCAAUAUCGAUUCCCAGCAAUCAUUACAGGCGAAUGAGUCACGGAAAUAGCUUCAACAAAUUUAGGAACAGCUUAGAAAGGAAGCUUUCCAGUGAUGGUGCAGAUAAUGCGGUAGAAGAAGAUUUAUCAGAGUCGUUGGGAAAAAGAUUAUCAUUAUCUGUUUCUCCUCAAAUUCCUAAAAAUUUGCUAAGACGGGUUGAACAGAGAAAACAAAAGAAGUACAAAGCAUCAAGUGAAUCAGAAUCCGAAACUGAAGAUUACCGAUAUUACAAAAGUAAUAACUAUGGAUACAUUCAAAAGGAUGUGGUGCUAAAAGUUAAGCUUCCACAGGAAGAGUAUCUUCCCGAAUGGUUUAUUAGAGGGAGGGAUUUGUGGGAAGCUCUCAAUGGUAACAGUAAGAUUAGCCGCUCUUCAAAUAAUGAGUCUGAAACCACUUGA
Komagataella phaffii GS115 is the source of this 1023-nucleotide messenger RNA. RefSeq lists its product as uncharacterized. Gene Ontology annotation, molecular function: phosphatase activity. The transcript has a single exon. Bases 1 to 1023 code for a protein of 340 amino acids. NCBI's taxonomy places the organism in Eukaryota, Fungi, Ascomycota, Pichiomycetes, Pichiales, Pichiaceae. The record is from RefSeq and is a predicted model, not a curated record.